This is a messenger RNA of Cannabis sativa, 4038 nucleotides long. RefSeq lists its product as uncharacterized. NCBI's taxonomy places the organism in Eukaryota, Viridiplantae, Streptophyta, Magnoliopsida, Rosales, Cannabaceae. The record is from RefSeq and is a predicted model, not a curated record. Bases 2646 to 3650 code for a protein of 334 amino acids. The transcript has 2 exons. Gene Ontology annotation, molecular function: zinc ion binding; nucleic acid binding.
GAAAUUCGAAUGGAUACAAUGGAAGAAAAGGUGAUUGCUAGUAUUCGAGCAAUAUGUCAGGAAUUAUAGAAACUACCUGUGAUUGAAAAAGGGUUGCCUGCCUUGGUGAGUCGUCCCGAACAGUUCAUGCGUCUUCAGGAAUGUCGACUAACACUUGUUGUUGGAUGGUCGGGAGCAACUAUUGGCGACUGGAAAGACGCUGAUUAUGGGGGAAGAACCACGAUUGAUGCCUGGGUACAAGGGGAUUGAGAUGGAAGACAACAACAAUUGUUUUGGCGGUUAUCAACCAGAGGGGACAUCAGACGUAGGCAAAUUGAACUCUACUUUCGAUGGUGACAACCCGAAUGGGUGGAUUCUCAAGACUAAGAUAUUUUUCUAUCCAUCCUAUGACUGAUGCUAAAAGUUUAGAAAUUGCUGUAAUGAGUCUUGUGGAAGAAGCGCUGAUCUGGUUUCUGUAGGAAAAUCGUUGGGGACCUUUUUGGAUGUGGACUGUAUUGAAGGGUAGAUGAUACAUCGAUUCCGUCUUCCUCCAUCGGGAUCUAUGUAUAGUUAGUGACUUCUAGGCAUCAACUCAAGAAGGAUCUGUGGGAGAUUAUCGCUAAAAUUUGGAGCUUUUGGCUUCAUUGCUGGAGGGAAUCAUCGAACCAGUUAUGGAGUGGAGUCUACUUUCAUAAAUGGGCUCCAAACUGAAACAAGACAUGACAUUAUUGUCCUUGGGCCAUUACUUGAGCAAGACAUGGAAUUAGCCCAAAGGAUCAAAACAGAAAUUGGGCCCAACGUGUAGAGACAAAUUGUAACUUAGGUUAGCUAAGUGCAACUUCUGCAAAUCCAGCCUAGAAAAUUUAUUUCCCUCGAACAAUUUCAUCCAAAGAAGACUCAAGGUACCGUCAAUUUUUUAGAGACAAAGCUCCAAUAGAAAUGUGCCAAAUGUCUGUGUUAUGAGUGUGAUGAGAAAUAUUCACCGAGACACUGAUGUAAAAAGAAAGAAUUACAAGUGUUAUUGUUACAAGAUGCAUUUGAAAGUGAGGAAGAAUUCCAUGGAGAGUGUAGAAGAUGCGAAGCUACAGGAACCAAAGCACCAAGACCCAUCAUCCAAUGAAGUUUACUGUGGGUAACAUAGCAGUGCGCUUGCAAGGAGACCCAACAUUGCACAAGACCUGAGUAUCACUUAAGGCCAUGACGCGACUGAUUAAACACGAGGGUCAAGCAAUGAUUAUUGAGUUGGGGGAGAUUGCAAAACCAGAAGAAGACCAGGAAGCUCUUGCUGCAAUUUCUAGAGUACUCCAAGAAGGCAAUCGCGUGUUUGAGAUGCCUAUGGAGUUACCACCCAUACGGGGCAGUGAGCUAUUGUCUUACGUGAAGGUUCAUCCCUAAUAAGCGUUUGAUUUUAUAGGUAUUCACAAAGUGCAGAAAGAUGCACUUCAGCAGUUAGUUAAAGGGAUGUUGGUGGCAAGGAUCAUCAAACCCCUUGUGAGUCCUUUCUAUAGUCCUGUUUUGUUGGUUUGCAAGAAGGAUUGAAGUUGGCGGUUUUGUGUGGACUAUCAGGCCUUGAACUGGAAGACAAUUCCAGAUAAGUUUCUAAUUCCGGUUAUUGACGAACUUUAGGAUGAGCUCCAUGGGGCAAUUAUUUCUUCAAAGCUCGAUCUCAAAUCCAGCUAUCAUCAAAUUCAGGUUCAACCAGAAGAUGUGCCCAAAACAGUGUUUAGGACCCAUGGACUUUAUGAAUUUCUUAUAAUGCCUUUUGGUUUAGCCAGUGCUCCAGCCACAUUCUAGCCACAUUCUAGGCAACGAUGAAUGAGGUAUUUUGCCUAUAUUUGUGUUGGCUUGUUAUGGUAUUUUUUGAUGAUUGUAUACAACUGUAGCUUGGACGACCAUGUUUGUCAUCUUUCCAUUGUUUUGGGUUUAUCGUCUGAUAAGAACCGAGUACUAAAUCACUCAAACCAGUAGCAAAUAGCACAAACAACAACAAUAGUAGCAGUAUUACAGUAGCAAAAUAAUAGCCAAUCAGUAGUGUUAGAGAAUUAGCUGUAUAUUAGGUGUAAAAGAAUUAGGGUAACUUGUAUUUAGUAGUUUUCUUUUUUGUUGGUAGUUUCCUAUUUCCUAGUCUCCUAGCUUUGUAUAUAAAUAUGUACUAUUCUAUGAAAUAAACAGAUAAUUCGAUUCACUAUUUUCUACAUGGUAUCAGAGCAUUGUGAUUCAAAAUUCGAAAUUCGAAAUUAGGGUUCUGAAAAAAAAAAAAAAUAAAAUAAAAUAAAAAUUAGGGUUUGAGUUUAGGGUUGUUUUUUCGAAAACCCUAUUUGGAGUGACCAUUUUUUCUCACCGCCCACAUAGGAAGACUGCCCAGCCGCCGGACUGCAAAACCCAAAAGUCCGGCGUCCAGAUUCACCGCGCGUGGGGCCCACGCGCCGUCGUCCGCCGCUGCCAACCGUCCCACGCGCCGGCGCGUGAGGGCGCGUCCGGCGUCUUCUCCGGUGUCGGUCGACGCCCGUCCCACUCCUGCUCCUUUCUCGUCCUCCUUGCUUCGGUUUUCGGCGGUUCUUCGCAUUUUGUGGUUUGAUACUUUUGUCUUCUUUGUGUUUGGGUAUCUAUUCCUUUGAGUUUGUUCUCUUCCUUUUUUCUGUCAAUUUUUUUUUGGUUUCGAGAUUAUGGCAGAGAUAAAAUCAGAUUCGAAGUCAAUCGUUGUUUCUGAUGUGGUUCCCGUGAUGUCUAAAAUCACGGACCAUAAGUUGAUUGGUUCGAAUUAUUUGGAAUGGAGUAAGACGAUUCGACUGUAUUUGAGGAGUAUUGACAAAGAUGAUCACUUGACUGACGAUCCUCCUGAAGAAACAAACGAUUCAAGGAAAAUAUGGCUCCGUGAGGAUGCUCGCUUGUUCCUUCAAAUUCGAAAUUCUAUCGAUAAUGAGGUAAUUAGUUUGAUUAAUCAUUGUGAAUUGGUUAAAGAACUAAUGGGUUACUUGGAGUUUUUGUAUUCUGGCAAAGACAACAUCUCUCGCAUAUAUGAUGUUUGCAAAGCUUUUUAUCGCGCGGAAAAACAAGAUAAGUCUCUUAUGAAUUAUUUUAUGGCUUUCAAGAAAACAUAUGAAGAACUUAAUGUGCUAUUACCCUUUAGUCCUGAUGUAAAAGUUCAACAGCGCCAACGAGAACAGAUGGCUAUUAUGAGUUUUCUUGCAGGACUCUCAUCUGAAUUUGACUCUGCAAAGUCACAAGUUCUCUCUGGUUCUGAUGUCUCCUCUUUACAAGAUGUGUUUACUCGUGUUCUUCGCACAGAGACUACCUCUUCAACUCCUCUUAAUAGCGCCUUGGUGAGUCGUAAUAAUUCUGCACCAGAAAGAAACUCUACUCCAAGUGGAUUUAAAGGAGGUAAUUCACAAGGACCUGAUAACCGCACACCAAAUUCUGGGAGCAUCAUGUGCAAUUAUUGUAAGAAACCAGGCCACACCAAGUUUGAGUGUAGGAAGUUACAAUUUAAGAAUCGACAACAACACUCUGCCAAUAUUGCAAGCACUAGUGAUGCAUCUGACAAAUCGGUCCUUAUUUCUGCUGAUGAAUUUGCCAAGUUCUCAAGGUAUCAGGAAACACUUAAGUCUUCAUCUUCUUCUGUCACUGCGAUUGCUGAUUCAGGAUCUUAUGACGAAGAAGAUUAUUGGUAAAGGACAUGAAUCUGGUGGCUUGUAUGUUCUUGACCCACUUCCGCCAACCUCUAUUGCUUGUUCGAGUGUUGCUUCCGCUUUUGAGGCUCAUUGUCGUUUAGGUCAUCCAUCCCUUCCUUUGCUCAAGAAACUGUGUCCCCAAUAUAGUAGUUUAUCUUCGUUAGAAUGUGAGUCAUGUCAGUUUGCCAAACAUCAUCGUGUUAGUUUGAGUCCACGUGUCAAUAAACGUGCGAGUGUUCCUUUUGAGUUAGUUCAUUCUGAUGUUUGGGGUCCUUCUCCUAUUUUGUCUCAACCUGGAUUCAGGUAUUUUGUUACUUUUGUGGAUGAUUAUUCUCGUUUAACUUGGUUAUAUUUAAUGAAAAAUCGUUCUGAGUUGUUUUCUAUAUUC